Linum tenue is the source of this 771-nucleotide messenger RNA. The record is from the annotation of a GenBank genome assembly. Lineage: Eukaryota; Viridiplantae; Streptophyta; Magnoliopsida; Malpighiales; Linaceae.
GGAACCAAGCCCUUUCUUCACCAGAAUCUCAUAAGAACUGGCGGUACGAUACAUGACUGUAAGCAAACCUGUGACCUUGGUCUCCGAGAUGGAAAUGCGCUUUGGCUCCCCUGCCCCUGCCAAUUCCUUGGGCAACUCAAUCCUGCUGAACCUCUCGUCACUCACAUGGAAAGCCAGAAUGUAGUUCAAUUUCGAUCCGACCUUAGCAGGCCAAUAGAUUGUCCCGUCUACAAAACACUGAGACCAUAUCUCAGGCACAUCGCAAGACUUCAGCACUCGCUCGGCAUAAUCAAUUCCCCUCCAACAUCGCUCUUUCAGAGUGUAAACCUCUGCUCGCGGCGGCGGCUUAGCCGAUUGAGGGUAGACGAUUCGGACCACCUUAUAAUCAUCCCUCCUAGAAUCAUACCCAAAUCCCAGCACGACGAACAGAUAAUUCACAUUCUCUAGAUCACGCCUUCGAGAUAAAGCCGAUUACCCAUGUUUCUGUAGGUGAGCGUCGGCCUCGGGAGCUCGAUGAAGCGCUGCAGCAACGGAUUCCACACGUAGAUGAUGUAAGCGUAGAUCUUGUAGUUGUCGCAGAGGCAGAUCAGUCCGUGUAAGGAUCCGAAGACACGAAGGCGCCUGGGAUCGUCGGAGUUGGCCCUGAAUGGGGAUGAGAUUUCGAUGGAGGAAGACGAAGAUAAACGGCCUGGGUCGGGAUAAAGAGUGAAUUCUUCCUCAAUCUCGCCGCUGUCGGGUGCUUCGCCGCAGCGCCUGAGGAGGAGGGAAGGG